Helobdella robusta is the source of this 2337-nucleotide messenger RNA. RefSeq lists its product as hypothetical. NCBI's taxonomy places the organism in Eukaryota, Metazoa, Annelida, Clitellata, Rhynchobdellida, Glossiphoniidae. The transcript has 2 exons. Bases 1 to 2337 code for a protein of 778 amino acids. The record is from RefSeq and is a predicted model, not a curated record.
AUGUCCAAUAAUUUUAAUAUACCUAUGCAGAUGGUUUCUAAACGUAAAAAAACUCUCGUUUUUAAGCCUUUGGAAAAAAUGCCUCUAAAUUCGACCGAACAUAUAAAAGUCAGAUCUGAGAAUAUGUUGAGUAAUGCCUCAUACAAUUCAAGGAUCAACAAAAACAAUAACCACAGACAGCCAAGUUUCAACGUGGAAAAGAAUCAAAGUCCUUUCAUGUCUGGUCAAAUGAUUAGACCUCAUCUGGAGUCUGAACAAAAGAUGUAUCCCGGUAUACCUGUGCAGUCUAAUCUAAAUGCUCCACCAACAACUCAGUUGGAUUUUUACGGAACCAAACGUUCAAAUAAAUUAUUCGAUCCAGUAAGCAGAAAAACAGUGGAUUACAACGAGUGUAAUGAAUACAACAACAACAACCUGGGUCAUCAAAGUCUACAAAGCCACAAAUUUCAACGUUCGCACCAACCCAAUUGCCAUCCAAAAAAAGAAGCUCAGCUGUACAACCACAGCAAAAACGCAUGGAAACCUGUAGAUAAGCAAGAGGAGAAGAAGAAUUUCGGCGGUCAGUUGGCAGCACCUGGCAGGCCGGCAUACAAAGGCAAUACGGUAAAUAAUUGUGGCCAUUCCUCGACUGGAUGUCAUGCGACAAAAAUUCAGCAACUCUAUGCGACACAUUUUCGUCCUGCAGCGAAACAGCAGUCUGAACACGCUGCAACACAGCAGCAACAUUUUGAAAAUUUUUACCAGGGCAAUCAGACAAUGAGCCAGCAACAUCACCAAGUUGUGCCACCGAUGACUCAAGACAUGUUGAAUCAUCUGCAGCAGCAACUCCAGCAACAGCCACUCAAACAUGACAAACAUCGCAAAACGACCAAGCAAAACUUAACGGAGACGCCGACAGAUAAAAAUUCAAACGCCACUGAUGGGAAAAAAGUUAACGAUGAAAAUGAAAAAAACAAAAAGUUGAUGAAAAUCUUUCAACAAAUUUUUGACAAAUAUGAAGAUAAGAAAGCCGAAGUGAAGAAUGAUUUGUUGAAUGAAUUUAAAGCAACUCUGUGCAUCGACACAAUUGAGAGCAAAUCAUCGUCAUCAUCCUCUUCUUCAUCAUCAACAUCUUCGGCAGCAUCUGACGAGACUUCCAACACGUCAUCGAACGACAGCUCGUCGAGUAGAUCUCUUAAAGGAAAAGAAAUGAAGAAGAAAAAUGGAACUAAGUCAAAAAAACACGAACGCACUCACUCAAAGAGCCACCACUUCUUUAAAGGAAGUAGUAAAAAACACAGCGACCAAGAGCAGCAAUUACUUCAUCUGCUCGCCGACGAAGACCCAAAACCGUGCGUACGCUACAGAAAACUGAGCGAGGUAAACGCGGAAGAGGCGAAACCAUCCCAACAACCCAAUCGGGAUAAGCUUAAACCUGACCUGAGUAGUCCAGACAGCUUGCAGUGGAACAAAGCGACCAUCAAAAAACUGAAGAGAGCUGUUGACGAUCUGUUUGACAAAAUUUUGGAUGAGGACUCCGGACGGAAUGUGGAAAAUGGCAAGAAGGAUCAAACAUUUCAGUCGCACUCUAGGAAGAACACCAACUUGAACAACAACAACAACAACAACAACCUUCUUAAAAAUAAUAAAAACAACAACUGCAGCAGCAACAACAACGACAAUUCUAACAAUAACAAUAAUUGCGAGAAAGUAAGUGCAACUGAUGAAAGUAAAAAUGAUGAUGAUGACGAUGAAGAUGACGUUGAUGAUGACGUGCACAAAUAUGAUGACAAACACAAAAAAAUUGAAAGAAAAGAUGAUUCAUCCAAGAGGCAAGAUAUCGCCAGUCCUCGCGUCCAAAUCUUAACUCCUAAAAACCAAAACAACAGCAACAACAACAACAAUAACAGCAACAAUAAUAAUGGAAGCAACAACGUUGACAACAUUUACGACAUCAUCAACAACCACAUCAUCAUCAGCAACAGCAACAAAUGCCAACAUGAAAAAACAAUCGCCGACAAGAACACUGAAGAAAAUAGAUGCGAUCCAAAAUAUAGGAACGGCUCAUGCAGAAGAAGAAGCGAAAGUCUGAAACGACAGCAAAAGCAACAACAUCACGGUCAUCAUCAACAUCUUCACACUCAUCCUAAUCAGCAGCAGCAGCAGCAGCAACUUCAACAACAAAAACUAAACCGAGAAUUGUUUCCAAUCGCAGAUGAGGUAGGCGAUAAAAGUAAUGCCACCCUUCCAGACUGCCUGACUGAUGACGCUUACUCGGAAAGCCCAAAAAAUUUUAUAAUUUUCGACCGCAGUGGCUUGUACGAUGGAGGCAUGCUUAGGCGUUAUUUGGAACAAUGA